Brenthis ino (lesser marbled fritillary) is the source of this 1923-nucleotide messenger RNA. NCBI's taxonomy places the organism in Eukaryota, Metazoa, Arthropoda, Insecta, Lepidoptera, Nymphalidae. The record is from the annotation of a GenBank genome assembly.
AUGCGGACCCGUUGCAUUGUGUGCCAUCUUGUAUUUUGCUGUGGCAGAUGCCGUUGGAAACACGAACAGAAUACACAUAAUCUCACUUAUGACUGUCCUAUUUGUCGAGGCAACAGGUUCCUUUGUAGGCCUCAAGAUUUGAAUGAAGAUUUUAUUCAACAUCUUAGUUCAGAACAUUUACCACUACAGUGCAAAAAGUGUAAGAAAUUUUUCAUAACUAUGGAAGAUUUAGUCGACAUAGAUAAAUGUUCAACUAUUUCUGAAUUACUAGAUCCUGUAAUAGAUAUCAAAAAAGAUAGCAAUGUAGAUGAGAAAUUCGAUUCCCUAUAUGAAAAAGCUAUUAAUGAUAAUUUUGAAGCAAUUGUAUCAGUUAAUAAUCUAACAAAGACAGCAGUUAUUACACCAAUCGUACGGAAAAAAUACUUAGUUGAUUAUGAAUCUAGUGAUACAGACUAUGAAGAUACUCAACAAGACCAAAGUGUAAUUACUCCUUGCCCGGAAAUAACUCAUAAAACUCCAAAAUUGAAAAGGCAACGAGCUGCUACGCCACAUGUUAACAAAUUUGUAAAUUUAAUAAGACAAAAUGUUGUCGAAGUAAACGAAGAUGCAAUAAACGAAGAUCUAUCAACAAAUAAUUAUUUACCGAUCAAUAAUAGAACAACGCCUGUAAGACAUGAUGAUGCUGGAAGCUUAGAAAAGGAAAUGACAACACCUCAUAUACCGCAUACGCUUAAAAUAGCGCAAACGGUAACAACAAGUACACCAACCCAUCCGGUGACACCUAACUGGUCAUUAUUCCCAGGCUCUGGUACAGACUCACCACUGUCAGAGAUCGAAACUACUGAGAGUCCAGCACAGAGUAUCGACCAAGAAGCAGAAGCAUCAAAACCUAAUAGUAAUACCGGUCCAAAAUUAAAGAGUAUUAUUGUGGUUGGUAGUCGCCUCAAACUUGGUAGCCAAGAUAGCACAGAGAAGCAAGUUACGUUCCAGGACAGCGCAAAUUCAAAUUCCAACGAAUCAUCUAUAAAGACAAAGAAAGUCAAAUUUGCAGACGACACUGUAUUCAACCAGGAGCCAAAAAUAAAGAGGGUAUUUAGGAAACCGAAGCGCAUGCUAACACCCGGCCCACAGAAACCGAGAUAUGUGUAUAACCCUCGCUUUCAAGCACUCAUAAACAGAUUUGAAAAUCAAGCUAUGACAUUAGCCAGAACUCCCGUAAACACUAAGGAUAAAGAGAAGGAUUUGGAAGAUACACCGCCUGCUGGAGAUCAUAAUAUUCCAGCUAGAGCAAUAAGUUUCAAAGACGAUAGCCCGAUCGUUGAAUCGGGAAGCCAAUCUAAAGAAUCAAAUGAAUUAUUCAAAACCUGCACCGACUCCCCUGCUCAGCCGAUCAACAACGCAAUAACAGCUUUAAGUGCAAAUAUUGCGGGAACGCUUCAAACCUGCCUCACGUCAGUGUUACGUUCUACGGAUGAAGAAACCGAGUUACAGUUUAAAUUUGUAAUCACAAAAAAGACGGUGAGCGUUAAAAGAAUUGCUGAAAAUGGUGAUUAUGAGAAAUUAACUGAAAUAAAUACAGAUCAACAGAACAAGGAAAAUAUUUGGUCAGCUGUCACUAAAGCCGUAAAAAAUAUGUUUUGGAGUAAUAAAGAUACACCUCAUAGAUCAAGUAUAGAAGAAAGGACUUUUAAUUCCACUUCAUCUUCAUCUUCAAAGCGGAAGGUCGAUGAUAUGUCAGAUUCAGACUUGAGCCCUUUAAACCACAAACGUCACAAAUAUGAAGGAAGAAUCAGAGGUCGACCGCCUUUACAUAGGAGCCGAUCUUAUGGUGUUUCAAGUUUAAGAACUUUUAAUUCUGCAGAACAACAGUCUCUUUUAAAAGAACUAUCUAUGAAUCAAGACGAUGCUAUGAAUUUAAGUUUU